AGAAGUUUCUCAAUAUUGAGCAUAUACCCUAUCUUUCUGGUCCACAAAGUCUCUGACUUCCACGGACAGUUCCUCCAGUUUGCUCUUUAGGAACCUAAUACUUCUUGGAGAUUUGUGUUAAACAGUGACAGUUCAAGUUUAGUGCAGUUGAGUCUAUAAGGUAGUGGCCACAGUAGCUUCUCCAUUGCCACACUGAGUAACUACAGAAGGUGGUGUGUAUACAGGUCUACAAUAAAACUUCAGAAGGACCACUCACCAGAAUCCAAUAUUAAGAACCAAUUUCUCAAAACAUUGUAAGUCCCUGGAGCAGGAAAACACUUUCAAAAUCUACAAAGCCAGUGUGUGUUAUUUUGAACUGAUCAUCUUCCUGAGGAAAGGAGGCUGAGGUGCUACACAGGAUGUUUGUGAUUAACGAACCCCAGAAGCUGCAACUUCUGUAUGAAUCUUUGGAAAAGAGCAUCCCUGAGUCCUUUAAGGUGUAUGGUGCCAUUUUCAACAUUAUAAAUAAAAACCCAUUCAACCUGGAGGUGUUAGUGGAUGCCUGGCCAGAUUAUCAGAUAGUCAUUACUCGGCCUAAGAAAGAGGAGAUGACAGAUGAUCUGGAUCAUUAUACCAAUACUUACCACAUCUUCACCAAAGCUCCUGACAACUUAGAAGAAAUCCUGGCAUGCUCCCAGGUUAUCAACUGGGAACAAGCCUUCCAGAUCCAAGGUUGCCAAGAGGAUCUGAAUGAGACAAUAAGAAAGGUUUCAGCUUCAAAAUCAGUGCAGGUGGAUUACACGAGGACCAUGCUCUUCUCAUUAGGAACACCACUGGAAUUCAAGACAUUAAGUAAUGGCAAAGAGAAUUUGACACAGAUGUUUAAAUUGUCCAAAGUUGAUGAAGCUAGCAGGGAAGAAAACGUUUCAAGCGUCUUCUUGGAUACCUCACAUGCAAGGCUUGUGAAUGAGCCAUGGAAAUUUGGAAAAAAUGAAAGGAGCUUGAAAUAUGUUGAACGCUGCCUCCAGAAUUUCCCAGCAUUUGGUGUCCUGGGUCCAGAGGGGCUCCCUGUCUCUUGGGUUGUGAUGGAACAGUCCUGUGAGCUGAGGAUGGGCUAUACGGUCCCUAAAUAUCGACAACAAGGCAACAUGGAGCUAAUUUAUCAUCACGUGAGAGAGUAUCUUAUUCAGAAAAAAAUACCAUUUUAUUUUCAUGUGGCAGGAAGUAAAGAAAUUAUUGUACAGAAACUGAUAAGUUUUGGAUUUAAGAGCCACCCUUGUGGCUGGCAUCAGUGGAAAUGCAACCCCAAGAAAUAUUGCUGAUUGGUGCCAUUGUCCAUUUAAGCCUUUCUUAUCAGUGGAAAUGCAUCAGUACAAAUACACAAAAAGCAUCCAAUUAUCUGGGGUCCAUACAUUACUUCAGCCCAUCCUUAUGUAAUACUUUAGUCUUCCUUCUCCUUCAUAUUACAGAAAAUUAGAAGCUUGACCCUUUGAGGCCAUACUUUUCCUUUAUGGUGACAGACAUUUCAGAAUUAUUAUUGCCUGAUGACAAUCAUUAGUGUCAAGAGAACCCUUUCAAAGCAGUAUGUCCUUCUUUGAAGAAGCUAUCUUUUGUGAAAAGAAUCAUGUUUUUUUUAUGCUUCUGUGAUUGAAAAUAAAAAGUCUGCUUUGA
Messenger RNA from Phyllostomus discolor (pale spear-nosed bat), 1650 nucleotides. RefSeq names its product glycine-N-acyltransferase like 2 (gene GLYATL2). Lineage: Eukaryota; Metazoa; Chordata; Mammalia; Chiroptera; Phyllostomidae. Gene Ontology annotation, molecular function: glycine N-acyltransferase activity. Bases 399 to 1301 code for a protein of 300 amino acids. Gene Ontology annotation, cellular component: mitochondrion. The record is from RefSeq and is a predicted model, not a curated record. The transcript has 7 exons.